Molecule: messenger RNA, 5257 nt
Organism: Misgurnus anguillicaudatus (oriental weatherfish)
Lineage: Eukaryota; Metazoa; Chordata; Actinopteri; Cypriniformes; Cobitidae
Source: RefSeq, a predicted model, not a curated record
UGUAAAAACCCCGCCCACUUCACUUAUGGCAGUAUAUAAAGUGUGUCGCGUGUCACAGAGGCUCAAUAUGAACUAACAUUGAGACGCACAGCAGAGCUUUAACGAUGCUGGCUGUCAUCCGGCUGAUCUUCAUCAUCAUCAUCAUAACGCAUGCAGAGAAGAUCUUCCACAACAGAGAUCAUUCUGAUGUUUACAUGAACGAAAUUCAUCAGACUGAAGCCAUCACUGAUACAAACACUGCUCAGAGAUUUCUAUUCAAGUAUGGAUUCAUAAGAGCAGCAGAGAGUGAUGAACUUCAGAGCUCAAUAGAAGAUGUAAGUGAGACAGAUGACAGCCUCUCGCUAGACCUGGAGGAGGGUGGAGCUGCAUCCCGAUCCAUCAGCGCUGAACUCCCAAACCAGAGGCCAGAGUUCAUCUCAGCGCUACGAGAGUUCCAGAGAGUGUCUGGUCUCCCUGUGACAGGGGUGUUUGAUGAUGCCACCAAAGCUGCCAUGAACGAACCCAGAUGCGGUGUCCCAGACCACAACGAAGAAGACCCAGAGCAGAUCGAGUCCAACAGCAUCUCCACAAACAACCCCACUGAUGUCAAUGAACUCAACAUCUCUACACACAACCACACUGAGGACCAUCAAUUCAACAUCUCCGCACACAACCACAAUGAGGUCCACCCGUUCAACAUCUCCACACACAACCACACUGAGGUCCAUCAGUUCAACAUCUCCACACACAACCACACUGAGGUCCACCCGUUCAACAUCUCCACACACAACCACACUGAGGACCAUCAAUUCAACAUCUCCGCACACAACCACAAUGAGGUCCACCCGUUCAACAUCUCCACACACAACCACACUGAGGUCCAUCAGUUCAACAUCUCCACACACAACCACACUGAGGUCCAUCAGUUCAACAUCUCCACACACAACCACACUGAGGUCCAUCCGUUCAACAUCUCCACACACAACCACACUGAGGUCCAUCCGUUCAACAUCUCCACACACAACCACACUGAGGUCCAUCAGUUCAACAUCUCCACACACAACCACACUGAGGUCCACCCGUUCAACAUCUCCACACACAACCACACUGAGGUCCAUCAGUUCAACAUCUCCACACACAACCACACUGAGGUCCAUCAGUUCAACAUCUCCACACACAACCACACUGAGGUCCAUCCGUUCAACAUCUCCACACACAACCACACUGAGGUCCAUCCGUUCAACAUCUCCACACACAACCACACUGAGGUCCAUCAGUUCAACAUCUCCACACACAACCACACUGAGGUCCACCCGUUCAACAUCUCCACACACAACCACACUGAGGUCCAUCCGUUCAACAUCUCCACACACAACCACACUGAGGUCCAUCAGUUAAACAUCUCCACACACAACCACACUGAGGUCCACCCGUUCAACAUCUCCACACACAACCACACUGAGGUCCAUCCGUUCAACAUCUCCACACACAACCACACUGAGGUCCACCCGUUCAACAUCUCCACACACAACCACACUGAGGUCCACCCGUUCAACAUCUCCACACACAACCACACUGAGGUCCAUCCGUUCAACAUCUCCACACACAACCACACUGAGGUCCAUCAGUUCAACAUCUCCACACACAACCACACUGAGGUCCACCCGUUCAACAUCUCCACACACAACCACACUGAGGUCCAUCCGUUCAACAUCUCCACACACAACCACACUGAGGUCCAUCAGUUCAACACCUCCACACACAACCACACUGCGGUCCAUCAGUUCAACAUCUCCACACACAACCACACUGAGGUCCAUCAGUUCAACAUCUCCACACACAACCACACUGAGAUCCAUGAGCUUAGUGCUGAUGUUGGUAAUAGCAGUGAUGCGUUCAAUGACACUCAUCAUCAGAUGAAAUCUCCAGUGAGAAGAAAACGUCAUCUGGCGGCACUGUUGAUGAAGAGACAAAAGAGAGACGUGAGCAAUUGGGCGGGUCACAUGGCCUUCUCUCAGACUCUUCUGAGAUGGCGUCUGAUUGGAGAAGGUUACAGCAGUCAACUGCCCAUUGAUGAGCAGAAAUAUAUCUUCAGACUUGCCUUUCGUAUGUGGAGUGAAGUUUCUCCUCUGGAGUUUCUGGAGGAUUUACAUUCUCCUCUGGAAGACAUUGACAUCAGGCUCGGCUUUGGAACAGGUAGACAUCUGGGCUGUUCUCAGAGAUUUGAUGGCGCAGGCCAUGAGUUUGCUCACGCGUGGUUUCUGGGAGACAUUCAUUUUGAUGAUGAUGAACACUUCACUGUUCCAAACACAGGCAGUGGGAUCAGUCUGCUGAAGGUGGCAGUUCAUGAGAUUGGACAUGUAUUAGGACUCCCUCACAUCUACCGGACUGGAUCCAUUAUGCAGCCAAGUUAUCUGCCCCAGGACGCGGGCUUUGAGAUUGACUGGAUGGACAGAAAGUCUAUUCAGAGUCUGUACGGGGUGUGUAAGGGUCAAUUUAGCACUGUGUUUGAUUGGAUCAGAAGAGAGCAGACGCCCUACGGUGAGGUCACGAUCCGUUUUAACACCUACUUUAUGCGGGAUGGCUGGUACUGGCUUUAUGAGAACCGCAAUAACAGAACUCGAUAUGGAGAUCCAGUAGCGGUGCAGGCCGGGUGGCACGGUCUCCCUGCCAGUGGAGUGGACGCUUAUGUUCAUGUGUGGAACCGCAAAACAGACGCUGUUUACUUCUUUAAAGGUAUCAGACCUCAGAUCAUGAACGGUUCUCUUCAUCCUCGUCCUCUGGUGGCUCUGUUGGACGGCCGUGACUGUACAGUGGAGAUGCCCAUCCUGAAAGAUCUCGCGACUGUAGCUUUCUGUGAUGCCCAAUCCACACAAGAGAUUCAUGAGAAGGUGUUAAAUGAGGCUAUCGGUGCGCUGAUGUAUCACACGAUUACUCUGACACGAGAAGAUCUGGAGAAGUUUAAAGCCCUCAGGAUUAUUAUUCUCAUUGGCAGCGGAUAUGAUAAUAUAGACAUCAAAGCGGCUGGAGAGCUCGGUAUUGCGGUGUGUAAUAUACCAUCAGCUGCAGUGGAGGAAACGGCAGAUUCAACUCUGUGUCAUAUUCUGAACCUUUACCGGAGGAACACGUGGCUUUAUCAGGCACUGAGGGAGGGCACACGCGUGCACAGCGUCGAGCAGAUUCGCGAGGUGGCGUCAGGAGCCGCACGCAUCCGUGGAGAAACACUUGGACUCAUCGGCUUCGGUCGCUCGGGUCAAGCUGUCGCCGUCAGGGCCAAAGUGUUCGGCUUCAAUGUGAUCUUUUACGAUCCGUACCUGCAGGACGGUCUGGAGAGAUCAUUGGGUGUUCAGCGUGUUUAUACGCUACAGGAUCUGCUGUACCAGAGCGACUGUGUGUCUUUACACUGUAACCUGAAUGAACACAAUCAUCAUCUCAUCAAUGACUUCACCAUCAAACAGAUGCGUCAGGGUGCAUUUCUGGUAAACACAUCACGCGGUGGUCUGGUGGAUGAGAAAGCUCUCGCUCAGGCUCUGAAAGAGGGACGAAUACGUGGAGCUGCUCUUGAUGUGCAUGAGACUGAACCGUUCAGUUUUGCACAAGGGGCUUUAAAAGACACCCCGAAUCUGAUCUGCACUCCGCACACGGCCUGGUACAGUGAACAAGCAUCAUUAGAGAUGAGAGAAGCGGCCGCCACAGAGAUACGCAGAGCCAUUACAGGUCGGAUUCCAGACAGUCUGAGAAAUUGUGUUAAUAAAGAGUUCUUCAUGACCUCAGGACCCUGGAGCAUCAUCGAUCAACAAGGUGUUCAUCAUGAACUUAAUGGCGCUCCAUACAGCCAAGUCAACCAAUCACUGCACGCCAUCACUACAGGCUCCGCCCCCCACGACAAAAUCAAUGCUUGAAUGAGCAGCAGGUCAUCAGUUGUGAUGGGUGUGGCAUCAGGGGGCGUUCCUGCAGGUUCAGGUGCACUGCCAGUUGUCCAAUCGGUGCCCUCGACACAUACAGAGAGCAGAGAUGAUGUGACAGAGCAAUAACAUCAAACACACAGAAACACUGAAGCUCUACAGACAGAUAUCUCUGUACAUAGUUGAUGUUUUUGAUCUUCACAGAAGCUCCGCCCUCAUCAGAGGAACCCUCAUCUAUUGAGCGCUGCUUUAUGGACACACCCACUUUUUUAACGUGUACAACCAAGUUUCUUUUUUCCAGAUUGUUUGACCACCAGCAGGUUCCACUUUAUUCCAGGCCACACCUACUGAUCUAUUCUUUCAAAUGAUUGACACCUCACUGCUCUUCUCUGAUUGGCCUGUGCACCAAGACUUUGGUUUCUCAUGUGUGUGUGUUUGUUUGUUUGUUUAUUAUUAGAGAUUAUUGUUUGUAAAACGGGUACACAGAUUAUUAUUUUUUGGUCCAGCAGAUCAACUUGAUUUUAUAUUCUGUGCGUUUGUGGUUUUGUCAUCUGUUUAUUCUGCUAUACUCUAUGACUCAGGAUAAUUACAUUCAUCACUUUUAUAUCCUCGUUUUGUGUUUUAAAGAAGAGAGAAAUGUUGAAGUAAAAUGAUCUGCACAUUCCUAUUUGAUUGAUGUUAGUGUUUUAUAAAGCAACAUCAUUACCUUCAAGAAGAACUGAAUAUUAAAAAAAAACAUCAUAGGUUUCUAUUGUUAGUUAAUCUUCUCAUUUAACCAGUAGUUCUCAACUGGUCUGUUGAUGUGGACAGCAGACGAAAGAAAAACAAUUCAACUAACCAUGACAAUUAUUUUUAUAAUUUUUGAAAUUGAUGUCAGUGUUUAAACUUCUGUUACAUGGGAGAAGCUAGUCGGUCAAAUUAGACAAAUCCUCAAAAAAAAGUGAGGAUCUAUGAAAACUACACGAGGUGAAAUAAGAAAGCAAAUACAGCAGAUGAACAUUUAUCAUUCUGUGGAUGAAGAUGGUUUGUGUCCACAUUCAAUCUAUUUUGUGCUCUGAAUUACCACAAAUUCAUUUUAAUAGUACACAUCAAGACAUUUUUGUUUCAAUUAUUUAUGAUAACUGUAGUAAUGAAUUGGAUGUGAUAACUGAGUCCUCAUACAAAAACCCUUUGAGAAGCGCUGCUGAGAAACAGUUCUGUCUUUGUUCUUUGGUUUGGUUUGUUGGGAUGUGUUUGUUUAUUUCUUUGUUUGUUAAACAGAAAGAGAUACAGAAGUGUAAAAAAUGUGUUUAUUGUGAUUGUUUCGGUUUCUGGUAGGACUGAAACAUUUACUGUUCAGAGUUCAAAUAAAACAUGCACUUCCAUUUUAAGAA